AUCCUCAUGCCCGACACUGUGCCUAUGGAGCGCCGGGAGCUGCUGGAAGCCAUGGGCGCCCAGGUGGAGAUGGUGCCCUCGCCCAAGUUGCUGGAUAUGGCGGCCGCGUGCGUCGAGAGCGAGGGCCGGCUCCUGGUGCACCCCUUCGACGACCUCGACCUCAUCCGCGGCCACGCCUCCUGCGGCCUGGAGCUGCUCGAGGACUGCCCGGACGUCGACGUCGUGGUGGUGUGCUGCGGGGGGGGCGGCCUCGCGGCCGGGGUCGCCGCGGCCGUGAAGCUCUCCGGGAGCCGCGCGCGGGUCGUCGCCGUGGAGCCCGUGGGAGCCCAGUCCAUGCGCCUCAGCUUCGAGAGAGGAGAGCAGAGCUGGUGCCCCGGCGGCAAGGUGGACACCAUCUGCCACGGCCUCGCACCGCCGUUUGCUGGAAAGGCCACCUUCCGCCACUGCCAGGAGUUCGUGGACGAGGUGGUGCUCGUGACAGACGAGGAGGUGCGGGCGGCGGUGCGGUUCCUCUUCCGCCACGGCCACGUGGUGGAGGCCAGCGGCGCCGCGGCGGUGGCCGCCGUGCUCGCCGGGAGGUGCGGCGACCUCGCUGGCGGGCGGGUGGCGUGCACGGUGUCUGGCAGGAACGUGUCACCUCAGGCGCUGGCGGACCUGUGUGCGGAGUGA
Messenger RNA from Prorocentrum cordatum, 669 nucleotides. The record is from the annotation of a GenBank genome assembly. Lineage: Eukaryota; Dinophyceae; Prorocentrales; Prorocentraceae.